Messenger RNA from Pseudocercospora fijiensis CIRAD86, 1935 nucleotides. RefSeq lists its product as uncharacterized. The record is from RefSeq and is a predicted model, not a curated record. Bases 1 to 1935 code for a protein of 644 amino acids. Lineage: Eukaryota; Fungi; Ascomycota; Dothideomycetes; Mycosphaerellales; Mycosphaerellaceae. The transcript has 3 exons.
AUGCCUUCCAAAAGGGCCGUAUUGUCAGAUCUGACCUCUCAGCUUGGCCUGCGCGCUUUUUACAGCAAGAAGGGGACCGACUUCAAAGCAAAUCCAACCGUCGCGCAAUUAUGGGACAAACUCACGGAGCUGUGCAAAGUGCACUAUCUCAAGGCAAUGGAGUACAUUCCUCGGUGUCCUGAGAUCCGCGAUGCCCAAGCGAAUCUUCUCAAAGAGCACGGUCCUGCCAUUUGGAGCGCAGACAACCAACGCCCUUGGUUGCUGAAUCCUGGAGAAGGAGCGACCUCGUCCCCUUACGCGAGAGACCUGUACUGGCACGAUCUGGCUGAUCAAAAGUUUAUCAAGGAAACCUUCCUCACGUUCGUCGUUGAGAAGAUCCUACGAUGGCGCAAGGACCACAUUAGGACAUCUAGAGCGACAAGCGACAAUCUGUUCGACCCGACAUACACCUCGAAUCCAGCGUCCACAAACACCCGGACCGCCCACAGCGACUCUCCUGCGAAUUGGGAAUGCUUCAGCGUGAACCGAGAAGAUCAUCUUAAUGCCUCUCUGCUAUCUCAGAGCGUCUGGCUUGGUGACUACGAUCAAGCAAAAGUGUCAAUAAAUGGACCAACCUGGAAUGAAGUCGAGAAAAACUACUUUGAGAGCACAACGGGCGGCUCAGAAUGUUUCGGGGCGGAACCACACGCUUUUGAUGCAUUACCAGGCGUUGUGGCAUGCUAUCUACAAUGCGCUGCUUGCUGCGCAGCUGGGCGACAGCCUUGCGAGAGACUGAAGAUCUGGACUUUCAAAUGCUCAUUGAAGGGCAGAGAUGUCUACGCGUGCCUCAAAGAGUUGCCGGAGCGAGAAUGGAGGAGGCUCAAGUCUGACACGCCACUAUGGUCAUUCUGGAAGCUGAACGGCGGCUACACAACGAAUUGGUUCUUGACGCCUGUCUCGGAGAAUGCGACCACACCGCUGCUGCAAAGCGAUAUCAUUCAGCACGGCCCAGAUAAAGGGAAGCGUAAACGACAAGAUAGUCCUCAACCUGAAGCGAAGUCGACAAAUCCCCCCAAGAGAACAACCAGAAGCAGCAAAAGCAGAUCGAUGAUAGCAAGGAAGACCGCUUUCAACGCAAUUAAUAAACAUGGCGGACCUGCUAUUCCUAGGGCGGCUGUUCAAUCGACCGAAUCACCACAUGUUGUGCCUCGAUCAACUCCGACUCGUGGACGCCAGCCGUCUUACGACAGUCUUUAUGACACUACUCCAGCACCUCAGAACAAGACUCAGGCUCCUGCAUCGGCAUCUGCUACAUCGUUCUUUGGAAGAUACACAAGACCUCCAUACAUCAACGCCGAGCGCCCUGAGGCCACGAACCCAGACCCAGAAGCAAGUACACAUGAUGCAACAGCCACCACUCAAGCGACCGCUUUUGCACCAUCUACGCAGCAUACCGCUCCGACCUUACCCGCUGAAACUGAGCAUGAAGCAGAACCACAACCAGCAGCCACCAUCGAACCCGGCACCAAUAACACCGCUACUAGCGAGCGACCACCUACACCCGGUCCCGCCCCACCACCCUCACAAUCCCCCCAACCCUCCCUCACCGAAAUCAAACCCUUCCCUCGCUCUUCCUCAACCAUGGAGCCCCCACCCUUCACCCUCCGCUUCCCAAUCUGGUUCAAAUCCAAAAUCCGCGACUCCGCCGCUUCCAAGGUCGUCUACCUCGACGACUCAAUGACGGUCCAAAACGUCUUCAACCGUCUCCGCAAAAAUCUGAAACGUCAGAUCGAAGGACAAAAGCAACCGCUUGUCGCCAUAGAUUUACGGUUUGCUGUCGAUGGGGAAGCUCUGAUUACUGUUGAUGAAGACGAUGAGGAUGGUUGGGAAAUGGUGCUGAGUAUGGUGAAGGAGGCGGAGAGGAAGGAGAUGUAUGGGAGUUUGGAGUGUCAGUGA